AUGCUGCUGGCCAGCCGCAACGAUUUGGACAAGAUCCACGCGCCGGGCGAGCUCAUUGACGAAUUUGAGAUCAAGUUCGUAAGAGACCCUCCUAAACCAACCCAUCUUACCUGGGGAGUGCGAAGUGUACAUGAUUUCGAACUUCAGGCUAUAAUUGUGUUUGGUCCAUCGCAUUCGGUUACCGAAACCGCCGAACACAUAACCAAAGGAGCGAAAAUACGUUUUGAAAACCUCCGAAUAUCGGACAAGAACACGAGCCCUCUAACGUUUUACACAUGUGCCAGUACAACUCUCAUGAUUAUCACCGAUGAUGAGGACAAGUUUAUGUUUGUAUCUUCUGCGCCCAAGUUGGCGGCCAAUAAAAGCAGUUCAAACGUGUAUCCUUUGCUUUUGAAGUGCCAACGUGUAAUUGGCGGCAAUUAUGCUCUUUGGUCCGAUGGAUCAACCGUCCCACGUUGUGAAGUGCCAAAUAUUCUUGAGCCGAAAGCGUUUAGCGUUUCUACUUUGGAUCCAACCUAUCUGCCGUUGACGAUAUACGAAGGACCUUCCCAAUUCUACGUUGGGAGUAUAAUAAAAGCCGAAGUUCAUUUUAAAAUGCCCGUGCUGGGUGCGUAUCCUGGGGUUUUGGAGGGAAAAGUCGACGUUUCGCCAGUUCUUGCCUCGGAGAAAGAGGAAAGAUUGUACUAUCAGCGGCUUGGGGAACUAGAAAAGAUUGCUCCCAGAGUUAGAAAUUCAGUCUCAGAACCACAAGAAUUGGCCAAGCGAAGCCUUGAUUCAGCCCGUGCACUACCGCCUAAGCGACUGGCAUUCUCUCAACUUCCCGCUACUUUCGAAACACAGUCCGACUUUGGGGACAGCUUGUCUACUUCUUUUCCGAGCCAGACACCUAGGAUGCUGAAUAUCUACAACACGACGCUGUCUGAUGACGAGGAUGAAGACGAAGAACGCCUGGUGAAUGAAACCCUGUUCUCUCAAUCGGCGAUUGUAGAGAACUCACAACCACAAGAAGCAGCUGAUGCCAAACUGUGCGACUUUUACGAACAAUUGGUUAAAAGUUUGGUUAUAGAAAUCCAAGGCAUGAAUCUCUCUGCGGCCCAAAGGCUGACCGAAGAGCGCCUGAAAGAAGCUCGCACGAAACUGGCACUGCCGCUCCAAUCGGAGCCAGAGCGGCUGCAAGAAUACAAAAACAGGGCAAUUGAAGAUAUGCAGCGUGCUACAAAAGCUGCAUUGGAUGAACUACAUCAUAAGUUCAUGUCUCACAUUGACUCUCUGCGUUGA
Wickerhamiella sorbophila is the source of this 1278-nucleotide messenger RNA. RefSeq lists its product as hypothetical. The transcript has a single exon. Bases 1 to 1278 code for a protein of 425 amino acids. NCBI's taxonomy places the organism in Eukaryota, Fungi, Ascomycota, Dipodascomycetes, Dipodascales, Trichomonascaceae. The record is from RefSeq and is a predicted model, not a curated record.